CACUUCACUCUCUUCCUUGUACCAAACACAAAUGGCUUCUUCAGCCUUCUCUCCACUCCUACUCAUCAUCCUCUUCAUCACCUUUUCACCCGACCCCACCUCAGCUUCCUCAAGGAAGCUCACAGCUCUAGUACAAGAACAGCCCCUCAAAAUGAAAUACCACAAUGGCGCUCUUCUCAAAGGAAACAUAACAAUCAAUCUCAUUUGGUACGGCACCUUUACUCCAGCUCAACGCUCCAUCAUCGUCGACUAUCUCAGCUCUCUCAACUCCGGCCACUCCACUCCCUCCCCCUCCGCCGCCUCGUGGUGGAGAACCACCGAGAAUUACCACGGCGGCGCAUCCACCGUCGUCGUCGGAAUACAAACUCUCGACGAGAAAUACUCUCUGGGGAAGUCUUUGAAGACUUCGCAUCUCAUACUUCUGGCUUCUAAAGCUAAUAAGCUGAACUCUAUUAACGUUGUUUUGACGGCGAAGGAUGUGGCUGUGGACGGGUUUUGCAUGAACCGGUGCGGUACCCACGGGUCGACCCGGGUGAAAACCGGGUCGGGUUUAAAGUCGACCCGGUUCGCUUACGCAUGGGUGGGCAACUCGGAGAGCUUGUGCCCGGGUCAGUGUGCAUGGCCUUUUCAUCAGCCUAUGUAUGGGCCCCAAACUCCGCCGUUAGUUUCGCCCAACGGCGACGUCGGAGUCGACGGAAUGAUUAUCAAUCUCGGCACGGUUUUGGCGGGAACCGUGACGAACCCGUUUAACAACGGGUAUUUUCAGGGUCCGGUAACGGCGCCUUUGGAGGCUGUCUCGGCCUGUACGGGUGUGUUCGGGUCAGGCGCUUAUCCGGGUAACCCGGGAAACGUGUUGGUGGAUAAGAGCAGUGGGGCGAGCUAUAAUGCGCAUGGGGAGAAGGGACGGAAGUUCCUGCUUCCGGCCAUGUGGGACCCAAAGGCCUCGAAAUGCGCGACCCUUGUCUGAUGACGAAACGACGUCGUAGGAGGAUAGGAAUAAGAAGGUCACGUGCCUUGUGUGCAUAAUGUGUAUAUUUUGUUUGUAUGCGUAUUAUUGUGUCAUUGUGUGUGUAGAUAAGAAUGAGGUUUUGUCGUGCAAAUGUGUGGUAGUGUACCUUCACGUACAAUCCGUAGUCUCUAGUGCUUUGCGGAGAAUAUAUUCGUGUCUCUAUUAUUGAA
This is a messenger RNA of Daucus carota subsp. sativus, 1179 nucleotides long. Its product is annotated as protein EXORDIUM-like 2. The coding region runs from base 32 to 967 and encodes 311 amino acids. The record is from RefSeq and is a predicted model, not a curated record. The transcript has a single exon. Lineage: Eukaryota; Viridiplantae; Streptophyta; Magnoliopsida; Apiales; Apiaceae.